GGCGCUGUGCUUCGCUGACUCCUGUCAUUGCAACACCAAUCGAACAUUAGCAGCCUUGCUAGCUGUAAUCCAGACAGAACCCUGGACGCCGCGACGCUGCAUCAGUGAAGACGAGUAAGAAACAGAACAAUGGUGAAAAUAUUUGUGGGUAACCUCCCUGGCGAAGCACAGCAGGAAGAAAUAAAAGCGCUCUUCUCAGAGUAUGGCAACGUCACGGAAUGUGCAAUCAUCAAGAACUUUGCCUUUGUCCACAUGGAUGACCGCAAGGCAGCUACAAAGGCCAUCAAGAACCUGCACCUUCACAAGCUGCAUAACACACCUAUAAACGUGGAGGCCAGCAACGGGCGGAACCAGGGGUCAGUCAAGCUGCACGUUUCCAACGUGGAGAAAGGAGCCGACGACGAGCUCCGUGCCCUCUUUGAAGAGUAUGGCUCAGUCACAGAGUGUGCCAUUGUCAAGAAUUUUGCCUUUGUGCACAUGUCUAACUCGGAAGAAGCAAUGGAUGCCAUGAAAGGACUUGAUAACACUGAGUUCCAAGGGAAACGCAUCCAUGUGCAGAUUUCCAAAAGUCGUCCCAAAUAUGACGAGCAGUAUGACUACCCUCCCUCUCACGACCAGGAAGGCUACUGGCCACCACAGUACCCUGGAGAGUACUCCCACCCGGGGGCGUCCGACUACAUGAGAGGGCGCCCCGGCCACAUGCCUCGAGGUUUCCCUGCCCCUCCCCUCCCGCCACAUCCCCCCAGGCGAGCCGCUUAUUCUCAGCAUCCAUACAACGGCGACAGGGGUCAAUAUGGCGUCAUAGAUUACUAUGAAAAGUAUCGAGCACGUCCUUAUGGGGCGUCGCCGUACCAGGACCAGCGUUCUGGCCCGCCACCUCCUCCGCCUGUUGCUCCUGUGCGAGACCCUGUUAUGGCGUCACCGAUUGACUCAUACGACCGACGUCCACCGCCGCCUCCCAUGCCUUCGUACUACCCCAGAGACCGUAGUCCCCUCCGAAGGCCCCCUAGCAUGGCUAUGCCCAGUGCUGGUAAUGGCUACCCCUAUGAGCGCUCCCGUCUUUCUCCGGUUAAACGUGUCCCAGCAUAUGGUGUUCCUCGACCCAGGGACCCCUACGCCGAGCGACCUCCCCCGCCACCGCCUUCUCGCUUCGCUUAUUAAACCACAUCAAAGCUUUGCGACGCCAAGGUGAGGUCCUCGAGUGGAAAUGUUUUAUUGUCGUUGGACCCUAUAUAUAUAGUCAAGAGACCAUGCUCUUUCCCCCUCGGCAGUGACGUUGAUAUGAAGCUGUGCGUUCCGUAAAAACGUGGCACAUUAGUGUUUUCGUGUUUUUUUUUUCUCCUUUUUUUGCUUUCACAGCUUGAAGGGUUCACUGGUGUGAUUUCCUCUUUUUCAGGGAUCGUCAUUCGACUGCGUCGUUGCUUUCCACCCUCUGAUGCGUCCUCACGUCUGUGGCCGUGCGCGGUUUUAUUCCAUUAGGACAGACACUGGAGGACUCAAAAUGCCGUCGUCCACAUCUGCCAUAGUUUUUUAUUGUGAUGUUUGUUCUUCGAAGACGUCCGUUGUAGCCCUAUUUCAAGUUAUUUUUUUUACCUGCUUUAGAUUUUGUGAUUCUGUGAAGGUAUGUGAUAGAAAUUCCCACGCGAUACUUGAUGUCCAACCCUCUCAUGCUAAACAGAGACUGCACGAUUCCAUCAUAAACUUCCUUUCCGCAAAUGAGUCCUCCGUGUGCCGUAUUUGUGAAAAUAAAGUUUCAAGAUGAAAACGUACCUCAGGGCGUCGUCGUAUUCCCCAACUCUGCUCCUUAAGAAGCACUCGAUGUCACUCAAGAGCCUUUCGUUAUACCUGCGUAUAAUCGCCGCCUUCGUUUCGACCAACGAGAUCCGAUCAAAUUGAUUUAAUAUUCGGCGUAAGUCAGUUCCAUUACCCAUUGCACAUGUGGCCGGCCCCCCCGAGUCCAACUACAUCAAAGGCUGAAGAACAUGCCCAUCUCAACAGGUAAGUCAAGGUCGUCAUGUGUGUUACGGUUAUGUGGUCUGGUCCAGGGCUCUCAAACUGAUCCACAAAGGAGCUGCAGUGGGUGAGGGUUUUUGUUUCCACUCAUCAGGUGUCAGCUGAAACAAGCAGCACCAGACUGACAAGUGGGGACAGUCUUCAGACACCUGACUGGUGAAAAGGCGAUUGGCUGCAACAGAAACUUGCACCCACUGUGGCCCUUUGAGGACCGUCUGUGACCCCUGAGCUCGAGCAACAGUGAGUAUUACCAGCCAUUGGCUGCUCCAACAGGUUGGGAAACUCGACUUUGAUCUGGUGUUACAGUCACAAAGAGUUGUUGUAAUCUCGUCAGGAAUGUGGUAAUAACCCUGUUAGUUUGGACGUAUCCAAUUUCUCAUCGCUACAACACAGGUUGUAGUAGUAACUAAGACCUCUUAGGAUAUUUCACGCUGCUAAAGUGCUGUUUGACGUAUUAUGACGGCACUAAGUGCGGAGAUCCUUGUUUCAUCAGUGUCCUGUCAUACCGUAAGUAGACAGUAGAUGGCAGCUGCAGCUUGCUUUUUUUUUUUUUUUAUAUAGUACGCCUGAGCAACAACAAAGUCAACUCGUUUUCCCUGCAUUUGUACAGCAGUAUAUGGGAUCAAGACAAAUUGAAGUUGCUCCUCAUCGGUGGUAUGAACUAAUAUUACCGUAGUUAGACCUGCUUUUAAGAUAAAAUCCUAGAGUUGUACUCAAUUUCUUGUGAAAAGAUGUGUAAUAGAUGACUACAAAAUGUGGGAAUUUGAAACAUCUAAAAGGCAAAGAAUGCCAUUGAGCGUUUGUCUUGAUUUACCACUGAAGAGGCGUUGGAGUCUCAUUCAGUUUAACCUAACAUUUUCUUGACCUCAGCACUAGUGCUUGUAUUGAGACAAUAACAUGUGCAACACCGACGUCAAGGAGCUGCGAAGUGAUUCUAAUUUAGUUGAACGUAGAUCUGUGAUUCACACGACUUUGAGAAUACAACCCUGAGUAGCACCAAGAUGAGAGGGGGUCAGGCCCAGAAUCACUUUCCUGGUUGCUCCAGGAUGGAAUGAAGGAUAAAUGAAAUCUUGAGUCUAUUUAUGCUUGUGCUUUUUUUACAUGUCUGAUUUGGAACCCUGAAUAAAAUGUUUUUUUCUUCUAA
Messenger RNA from Synchiropus splendidus (mandarinfish), 3157 nucleotides. Its product is annotated as RNA-binding protein 4.1-like. Gene Ontology annotation, biological process: mRNA splicing, via spliceosome. The transcript is spliced from 3 exons. The record is from RefSeq and is a predicted model, not a curated record. Gene Ontology annotation, cellular component: nuclear speck. Gene Ontology annotation, molecular function: mRNA binding. The coding region runs from base 130 to 1161 and encodes 343 amino acids. NCBI's taxonomy places the organism in Eukaryota, Metazoa, Chordata, Actinopteri, Syngnathiformes, Callionymidae.